UUUCUUCUGGCAACACUGCAUAAAGUAACACGGUUUUAUGGUUUUCUUUUAAUUUGAAAUUUGAUUAUUUGGAAUAUCCAUGGCCCAUGGUGAUGAGAUGUGAAUGUGAUAGAGAUAAGUGAUGUGAUGAUAAGUUUAGGCUGUGGUUGACGUUAAUUUUCAAUUACCUCUGAAACAUAUACAUACAGGAUGGAUUCAAUAAAACGACGUCGAAUCACCGUGAAAUAUAAAAGAGCCAACCCUUUAUUUGAGCAGUGGAUAAGCCAGUGGAAAGAAGAAGCUAAAAAUCAAGGUUCAAAUAAAGAACGAGCAUAUUGUAGAGCCCUUGCAUCCCUGAAAAAAUGCCCCAUACCUUUGAAUUCUGGCAAAGAAUGUAAAAUACUGAAAGGUUUUGGUGAUAAGCUAUGUCAAAUGUUAGAUAAUAAACUCAAAGAACAUGAAGUUAAUGUUAUUGAUGAUAUUACUAACCCAAAACCAGUUCUUGCUAAUAUACCCAGUAUUAGUUCAGAAGUUGGUGUAACACAACCAGAGACAAGUAACGAACUUAAAGAGAAUUCAGAAAUAUGCUCCAAUAAAGACAAGAAACAGCUAUUUGAAGAAGUCAUCCUCAUAGACUCUGACACAGAAAGAGAACCUGUUGAAGAACAAAACUCAUCUGCAUACCCAAAACCAAAUAAAGAUUCUUGUGAAACCCCACAUUCUGUGCAAAUGGAAACAAAUCUUGAAAAUAUGCCACUCAGUUCAAAAGUCAUAGACCCCAGUAUAGGAAAACAACCUGUGACUAACCAUACAGACAAACAGAAAAGGAUGAAAAAACAGGUAUCAAGUACCUCCAUAGCUUCUCAAACAAAUUGCCAAGAUGAAUUUUUAUAUUUUGAGCCCAGAAGCUUUGAAAUUGUGUUGUAUAUAGAUACUGGGGAAACGACAGGAAGCAAUGUUGUUGUGAAGAAUGACCCACUUCUAGCCGAACUCACAAAACUACCUCAUGUUCCUGCAUAUGAAGUUAAGCGCUUAAGCGUUGGAGAUUUUGUUUGGAUAUGCAGGCACCGGGUCAGUAAAAAAGAACUUAUUCUUCCUUAUAUUAUUGAAAGAAAGAGAUUAGAUGACUUUGCAAAGAGUAUUCGAGAUGGUCGAUACCAUGAGCAAAAGUUUCGAUUGAAAAGAUGUGGUAUACAAAACAAGACCUACUUGGUAGAAAAUUACAUCAGUAAACAUUUAGGUCUGCCAUUGCAAACUUUGUUACAAGCAGCAACCAACACGGCGAUUCAAGAUGGAUACCAUGUGAAAAUCACAUCAAAUUUAAGGCAUACUGCCCAGUAUUUGAGCAGAUUCACCAAAAAGCUCAAUGAGAAAUUCAAGGACAAAGCUGUGAUGAGCUGUCCAAAGGACAGUUUGGACGAAAAUCAAUUGAAUGAUGAUUUAUUUUCACUGAUGACUUUCAAGGAGUUCAAUGAAACCUCUUUAAAAAACAAGGCAACGACGGUGACAGAACUGUUUGUCAAAAUGUUGGUACAAGUUAAAGGAAUUUCAGUCGAGAAGGCCUUGGCAAUUGUGGAAGUUUAUCCCUCUCCUUCACUUUUACUGAAGGCCUAUUUGGAGAAUGAAGAUGUCAAACCGGAAAAACUGCUAGAACAGAUACAAUUCGGGAAAUAUAAAAAAAAGAUUGGACCUGCAUUGAGCAAAAUUGUUUCAGAUCUUUUCACUUUGGAACGUUUGUAAAAAAUAGUUUUUAUUUUUUAUAUGUAUUCUAAACAGCUCUUUUUUUGUAAUGUGGGACAUGUUGCUAAUUAUUUUUUUACUCUGAAAUUAUUUGCAUUUUACAAUUGUGAUAUUUUAUGUAGUAAUUUUUUAUUGAAUGCAGAGAUAUAUACAAAUGUUUAGAAUAUAGUACAUUGUACAUUAAAAAAUCAGGAAACCACAAG
This is a messenger RNA of Leptinotarsa decemlineata (Colorado potato beetle), 1922 nucleotides long. It is a transcript of the gene mus81, whose product is annotated as mus81 structure-specific endonuclease subunit. The record is from RefSeq and is a predicted model, not a curated record. NCBI's taxonomy places the organism in Eukaryota, Metazoa, Arthropoda, Insecta, Coleoptera, Chrysomelidae. Gene Ontology annotation, molecular function: DNA binding; crossover junction DNA endonuclease activity; 3'-flap endonuclease activity. Gene Ontology annotation, biological process: resolution of meiotic recombination intermediates; double-strand break repair via break-induced replication; DNA catabolic process. Gene Ontology annotation, cellular component: Holliday junction resolvase complex; nucleus.